UUUGGGGAAUCGCGAGAUCCUUCACCUGACCCGCCCGACGGCAUCUGCUCUCGAAGAUACCACAAUGCGCUUCGUGGCUCUGCUGUUCGCUCUGGCUGCGAGCCUGGGAGCCGUGGCAGGCGAGGACCUGGGAAACAUCGUUUUCGCCAGCGUGCUCUACCGCCACGGGGACCGUGCUCCAACCAGCUCAUACCCGAAUGACCCAUACAACGACGUUGCGCGCUACUGGCCCAGAGGAUACGGUCAGCUGUCAGAGAUCGGUGAGGAGCAGCACUACAGGCUGGGCUCGUACCUCAGACAGAGAUACUCUGACCUGCUGCCUCUGACGUACAACACCAAUGACACCUACAUCAGGAGCACGGAUGUGGACCGUACUCUUGUGAGCGCCCGCUGUAACCUGGCGGGACUGUACCCGCCGACAGAGAGGACCUUGAGCCAGCCGAGCAUCAAGUUCCAGGCCAUCCCCAUCCACACCGAGACUCAGAGCAAUGACGACCUUCUGCUGCCGAUGUACUCCUGUGCCAAGUACACGACCAUCCUCUCAUACUUGGAAGAAUCCUACGAAUACCAGUGCGUCAUGAACGAGACAGCUCAGGUUCAAGAGGAAGUUGCAGCCUUUGCUGGGUAUUCCUCCUUCAGUUCUGGAAUCUACGACAUACUUUUCAUAGAGGAGUUGUACAACUUGACUCUGCCUGACUGGGUGUGGCCCUACUACCCAAACCCUUUGAAGAACCUGUACUUGCUGGAAAUCUUCAUCGCCGAAGCAGGAACCACCGAUCUUCAGAGGUUGUCUGCAGGUCCGAUGCUUAAGGAGAUCAUCGAGAACAUGCAGGCAAAGGUGAAUGCCACGCUCAGUCCAGACCGCAGCCUCUACGUCUACUCGGCCCACGACUCAAACGUUGUCAACACUCUGCAAGCCUUGAAAGUCUUCAAUGGCAUCCUGGUCCCUUACGCAAGUUCAGUGCUCAUAGAACUCAGGGAGUUGAACAGCAGUUACUACGUGACGGUGUCUUUCAAGAACAGCACGGAGACGGAGCCGUACCUCCUGCAGCUGCCGGGAUGCGACUCCCUGUGCCCUCUGGACCAGUUCGUGGAGCUGACCAAGGAGGUCAUCCCCGACGACCUGGACACCGAGUGCGCCGAGGAAGUGACGGCAGGGACGGAGUACCUCUUCCAGGUCCCCGCCGCCGCCAUCCUGCCGGAGUGGGAGCACUGCUUCCAGAAGCCCAAGUCCGACGACGGCCUGUUCCACUUCCUGUCUGUCAAAACUUCCAGCAAGUAGACGACGACCAGCCAAUCACAAAACUAAUAUUGUUGAGAAUGUCUGCUCUCUGAAUAAAGCAUUGUGAAAGUUAAAA
This is a messenger RNA of Bacillus rossius redtenbacheri, 1358 nucleotides long. RefSeq names its product prostatic acid phosphatase-like. The coding region runs from base 65 to 1282 and encodes 405 amino acids. The record is from RefSeq and is a predicted model, not a curated record. Gene Ontology annotation, molecular function: phosphatase activity. NCBI's taxonomy places the organism in Eukaryota, Metazoa, Arthropoda, Insecta, Phasmatodea, Bacillidae. Gene Ontology annotation, biological process: dephosphorylation. The transcript is spliced from 8 exons.